Molecule: messenger RNA, 539 nt
Organism: Penaeus vannamei (Pacific white shrimp)
Lineage: Eukaryota; Metazoa; Arthropoda; Malacostraca; Decapoda; Penaeidae
Source: RefSeq, a predicted model, not a curated record
UUGGAGACCAAAAGGGGAACGCAAUGACCAAGGCUGAAUCCAUGUCUGAUACCCGGCUUGGUUACUCACAAACAGGUCUGCAGGGCAAGCUGACGAACUCAGGGCAGUUGAGGGGAGCUGUCGACGCGGAGAGCGUUGACGGUGGACGCAGUCGGGGGACGUACCUGGGCGAUCUUUCGGGCAAGGGAGGAAUGUGGUCCUCGGCGCAGUCCAGUGCCGGCGGAGGAAGCUUGGGCUCUCAGACAAAUCUGCAAGGUUUCGUGCAGGAUGAAGGUGCAAUCUCCGGCAGCGUGGGAGCCGAUGCUCAUUAUCAAAGUGACGCCUAUUUGGUGCCGUGUCCGAUGCCUUAUCCUUCGUGUGGAAGUUGUACGAGGUGUUAGACACGCUCGUCUUUUGUUUUCUAUUUCUGUUUGAUGCUUCCUGUCAGUGUUUGGUUUGAUGAAUCAAAUUAAAAUGAAAAUAAACAACGCAUGCUAACUGUGGUUAUUAAUUCCCAUAUUCUUUAGUUAGGGAAAGUGAUGGUGAUAGUUAUGGUAAAG